Messenger RNA from Colletotrichum destructivum, 1025 nucleotides. RefSeq names its product Putative ATP synthase, F0 complex, subunit C, V-ATPase proteolipid subunit C-like protein. The transcript has 3 exons. The record is from RefSeq and is a predicted model, not a curated record. Gene Ontology annotation, biological process: proton transmembrane transport; proton motive force-driven ATP synthesis. Gene Ontology annotation, molecular function: proton transmembrane transporter activity. Lineage: Eukaryota; Fungi; Ascomycota; Sordariomycetes; Glomerellales; Glomerellaceae. Bases 160 to 744 code for a protein of 194 amino acids.
GAGAGCUUUUCCCUUCCGAACCUGCUUUUGAGCUUUUUCUCUCUUCUCCCUCCUCCUUCCACUUUACCUACCUCCAUCCCAAUCUGUCCUCUUUUCCUAUCUUCUUCCUUACCAGUCCAUCACCCGUCUAUCCCACAAUCUCCCCUCCCAUCAGUCACAAUGGCCUCCACUCGCGUCCUCGCUUCCAGACUCGCCACCCAGAUGGCCACCAAGGCCGCCCGCCCUGCGGUGCGCGUCUCUGCCAUGCCCAAGCGCACCAUCACUGGCUUCUCCAGCCCCCUCCAGGCCGUCAAGCGCCAGCAGGCCACCACUGUCCAGUCCAAGGUCUUCACCCAGGUCCAGGCCAAGCGCGCCUACUCCUCUGAGAUCGCUCAGGCUAUGGUCGAGGUCUCCAAGAACUUGGGUAUGGGUUCCGCCGCCAUCGGUCUUACCGGUGCUGGUAUCGGUAUCGGUCUGGUCUUCGCCGCCCUCAUCAACGGUGUUGCCCGCAACCCUGCCCUCCGUGGCCAGCUCUUCUCCUACGCCAUUCUUGGUUUCGCCUUCGUCGAGGCCAUCGGUCUCUUCGACCUCAUGGUUGCCCUCAUGGCCAAGUUCGUACACGUAAGCGAUUUACUUCGCGCUGGCGAGCUGGGGAGACGCGAGGCGGACAGCUUUCGGACGGAGCCGUCUUCCCGCGUCUUUUCCCCUCGGGACAGGUUCGCCUAUGGCUACGCAUUGGAGUCGCCAAUGCUCCACACUGCGUAGUGACCCUGAGUUAAUAGACGGGAUAGAUAACAUGGUGGGCAUUUAGAAGUAUAGAGGUCAUAGACCGCACGGCUUUUUUUGAGCUGUGUUGUAUAGAUGGAGAAUGGUCUCGUGGCAGACGGACGCGGGCUUCGCAAUACUCUUACGAGCGAAAAAGUUUUGCACACCCCCCCUCGAUCUUUCUUGCUUCGGCCUGUUUUUUCCCACCCCCCGUGGCUCUUGGCCCUGACACACUUUUUUCUGUAAAAAUACUACAAACCUCAAACUCAUGAUGAUCAAAA